AUGUCCUCUUCUCCCAAAAUUCCCACUGUAAAGCUCUAUGAUGGAGUCGAAAUCCCCGUGUUGGGUUUUGGCACCGGGACUGCUUGGUACAAGCCCGACCGUUUCUCUGCUUACAACCCAGACGCCGUCACUAUUUCCAAGGACGCCAUUGCGGCGGGCUACCGCCAUCUCGACACGGCGGAGGCGUACGGCACUGAGCGGGAACUUGGGCAAGCCAUCAAAGAGAGCGGUGUCCCCCGUGAAGAUCUCUUCGUUGUCACCAAGACUGUCAACUCGCUCAGCGAAGGCAAAAUCGAGGAUGUCCCAACGGCGUUGGAGAAUAGUCUGAAGCGGCUGCAGCUCGACUAUCUAGAUCUCUUUCUUCUGCAUUCUCCAUAUCUGAAGAAUGACACUUAUGUAGAAUCUGACGUCGCCAAGGUGUGGAAGCUGAUGGAGGAGCUUCAGCGCUCUGGUAAAGUGCGCUCUAUCGGAAUCUCCAACUUCCGGAAGCACCACGUUGAGAAUUUGCUCAAGACGGCAGAAAUCAAGCCUACGGUCAAUCAGAUUCAAUUCAACCCAUACCUACAAGGCGCGCCCGAGUACGCCAAGUGGCUUGAGUCGCAUGGGAUCAAGACGGCUGCUUACAUGGGACUUGCACCCAUUACUUGGCUGAAGGGAAACCAUCUUGAUCCAUUGUUGGAGGAGUUGGCGGAGAAGUACAAAGUGGCAAAGAGUACGAUUCUCAUCGCCUGGCAACUGCGUCAAGGAAUAAUUGUGCUCAACACGACCAAGAAGAAGGAAAGAGUCGAGGAAUUUUUCGCGGCGCUGAACGUCAAACUGGGAGAAGAAGAUUUUGACAAGAUUACAAGCAUUGGACAGGAUAAACAUCUUCGCAUCCCGACACGCUCUGAAUUCUUGGCCACCACUGGCAUGAACAAUCUAUGUGCUGGCAAGGUAGGCUUGACAGAAAACGACCAGAUCUUGGCACGAGAGCUUGGGAAAUUGCCACCUCAUCUGGUAGAUUAUAUGGUGGACGAAAAGGCGCGACGGUUCUUUUGGGGUCUUGGGCUGGAGCCUGACUGGGGAGACUCUAAGCCACUGGCAGUCGCGAUCCUCACGGUCUUUGGCAUUGACCAGAGGUGGGAAGAAUGGAGGGAAAAUGCACUCAACCGAUAUGAAGGAGACGAGCGUUUGCAAAGACUUCUCUGA
Messenger RNA from Clonostachys byssicola, 1188 nucleotides. The record is from the annotation of a GenBank genome assembly. NCBI's taxonomy places the organism in Eukaryota, Fungi, Ascomycota, Sordariomycetes, Hypocreales, Bionectriaceae.